Merops nubicus (carmine bee-eater) is the source of this 1336-nucleotide messenger RNA. RefSeq names its product CTP synthase 2. Gene Ontology annotation, biological process: CTP biosynthetic process; pyrimidine nucleobase biosynthetic process. The record is from RefSeq and is a predicted model, not a curated record. The annotation marks the transcript as partial. NCBI's taxonomy places the organism in Eukaryota, Metazoa, Chordata, Aves, Coraciiformes, Meropidae. The transcript is spliced from 12 exons. Gene Ontology annotation, molecular function: identical protein binding; CTP synthase activity. Gene Ontology annotation, cellular component: cytoophidium; cytoplasm.
AUUUCCAGCUUGAGAUCUGUGUACUUGUGCUGGUUUUCCCAUGAAGUACAUCCUAGUAACUGGUGGUGUCAUCUCGGGCAUUGGCAAAGGGAUCAUUGCAAGCAGUAUUGGCACCAUACUGAAAUCAUGUGGGCUGCGUGUCACUGCAAUCAAAAUUGAUCCUUACAUAAACAUAGAUGCUGGAACCUUUUCACCGUAUGAACAUGGUGAAGUUUUUGUAUUGAAUGACGGUGGAGAAGUUGACUUAGAUUUGGGAAAUUAUGAGAGAUUUUUGGACAUCAGUCUCUAUAAAGAUAACAACAUCACCACUGGAAAGAUAUAUCAGCACGUCAUUAAUAAGGAAAGACAUGGUGAUUACCUGGGAAAAACUGUUCAAGUUGUUCCACACAUCACUGAUGCAGUUCAGGAAUGGGUAAUGAAUCAGGCAAAAGUUCCAGUGGAUGAUGACAGAAAAGAGCCCCAAAUCUGUGUAAUUGAGCUGGGUGGAACCAUUGGAGAUAUUGAAGGGAUGCCAUUUGUUGAAGCAUUUAGACAGUUUCAGUUCAAAGCGAAAAGGGAGAACUUCUGUAAUAUCCAUGUUAGUCUAGUACCACAGCCUAACGCCACUGGCGAACAGAAGACAAAACCAACACAGAACAGUGUUCGAGCAUUGAGGGGUCUAGGCUUGUCUCCAGAUUUGAUUGUCUGCAGAAGUGCAAAACCUAUAGAAAUGGCAGUGAAGGAAAAGAUCUCAAUGUUUUGUCACGUGGAGCCUGAGCAGGUGAUAUUUAUCCAUGACGUUUCUUCCACUUACCGAGUACCAAUCCUGUUGGAGGAGCAAGGCAUCAUUAAGUAUUUUAAACAGAGGUUGAAUUUACCUAUUGAUGACCAGCCAAGUGAUCUUCUGAUGAAAUGGAAGAAAAUGGCUGACAGAUACGAAAGGUUACUGAAGGUGUGUUCCAUAGCUCUCGUUGGCAAGUACACAAAACUAAGUGAUUGCUAUGCAUCUGUUUUCAAGGCACUGGAACACUCUGCCCUGGCAAUUAAUCACAAACUGGAUUUAAUGUACAUAGAUUCAACAGAACUUGAACGUUCUACAGAAGCGGAGAACUCGGUGAAGUAUCACCAGGCAUGGCACAAACUGUGCAAAGCAGAUGGCAUUCUGGUCCCGGGAGGGUUUGGAAUCAGGGGAACAGAAGGCAAACUCCAAGCUAUUUCCUGGGCAAGAACAAAGAAGAAACCUUUUCUGGGAGUUUGCUUGGGAAUGCAGUUAGCAGUUGUGGAAUUUGCAAGAAACUGUUUGAAUUGGAAAGAUGCUAAUUCUACAGAAUUUGACCCAGACACAAAAACCCCUGUU